Molecule: messenger RNA, 1095 nt
Organism: Talaromyces rugulosus
Lineage: Eukaryota; Fungi; Ascomycota; Eurotiomycetes; Eurotiales; Trichocomaceae
Exons: 7
Coding region: 1-1095 (364 amino acids)
Biological process (GO): transmembrane transport
Cellular component (GO): membrane
Molecular function (GO): transmembrane transporter activity
Source: RefSeq, a predicted model, not a curated record
AUGUGCUGGUCUCUCUUUGUCUUGUUUAUGUACAAGGCGCAGUCAGCCAAAACGAUAUACAUUCUCAGAUUAUUUGCGGGUAUCUUCGAGUCGGGCGCCAUGCCAGGCGCAUUCUACAUUAUUGGAAGUUGGUACCGCACAUCUGAGAUUAGUCGACGCUCUACAAUUUUCAUGUUUUCCUCGGUGGGAGGACAGAUGUUCUCAGGCUAUAUCCAAGCUGGAUUAUACAAGAAUAUGAACCACACUCUUGGCUUGGCGUCUUGGCGAUGGGUGUUUAUCUUUGAUUUCCUCAUUAGUGUCCCGGUCGCCAUACUGGGAUUCUUCUGCUGUCCCAAUGAACCAAAGUCCACAAAGCCUUGGUGGAUGACGGAAAAGGAACGUGAGAUGUGCGUUGAGCGUCUUGCAAACGAAAAUCGCGAUGCCAUGAAAGCCACCUGGGACUUGAGCGCUGUGAAACGAAUUCUUACUUCAUGGCAGCUGUGGGCUUUCUGCAUCGCUUGGGGAACAAUGGAAUGCACCUGCGGUGUGAACUUGCAGAGAUGGAUGACCUUGUACCUUAAGUCAGUGAAGGUCGACGGUCACGCCAAAUACAGCGUUGAGAAAAUCAACAACUUGCCUACAGUGGUCGGAUGUGUUGAACUUGUUUGGAUGAUCCUGAGCGCGUUGGUCAUGGACAAAACACAGAAUCCUCCUCUGGUAAUUCUAGUGCUUGGUCUUUUUCAACUAUUCGCCUACAUUGUUUUCUAUAUUUGGUCCAGCAAUGAUCAUUUCAUAAUGGCUGUCUACUACCUCUGCAGUGCUUAUGGGGCGAUUUCCGCUCUAAUUAGUGCCUGGCUGAACUCUUGCUGUGGUGGUGACAAGCAACUGCGUGCUCUGAGCACAUCUCUGAUGAUUUCAGUAGGAUAUGCUGUUGAAACUGUUUCCCAGCAGUUCAUGUUUCCAACCUCCGAGGCACCUCGGUUCCAAAGAACCAAAGGAUACGCAUUUGGGAUUGGGUGGAUCUGUGCGAUGAUUCUCUGGCUUUGUGUCUGCUUGCCCUUGAUUGAGCGGUUUUUUAAGCGACGAGCCCAGCACAGGCCUGUAGACACAGCCUGA